Molecule: messenger RNA, 711 nt
Organism: Thyridium curvatum
Lineage: Eukaryota; Fungi; Ascomycota; Sordariomycetes; Thyridiales; Thyridiaceae
Exons: 2
Coding region: 1-711 (236 amino acids)
Source: RefSeq, a predicted model, not a curated record
AUGAGUUCUUCGGUUCUUGUCCUCCUAUCGGCGGCCAUGGCCGUGGCCCAAAUUACUACAAUCGACGUCGUCUUCCCAGUCGAGGCCGUCGGUACAAUGACCGGCACAGUUGUCAAUGCCAACCCUAGCCUCACCACAUUUGCCAUUCACUGCGCCAAUGAUGCCAACAACGCACAAUGUCACAUCCUCAAUACUCAGACCGUCGUUGAAGGCCCUUCUACUCUCACGAUCCAGUACUUCCACUCCAGUGACAGCCAAGCUGGCUACUUCUCAGAGGACCUCGCCUGCAACCUCGACAGAUCGGGGAAUGCGGCUACGUGCGCUGUCACGGUCGCCACGGUCAACGACCAGAGCGAGACUGUGACGAGGACGGUGGUGACGACCCAGACCAAUCUAUCGAAAAUGUACAAGACCGCUGUCAUCACGGAAGGUGCAGAAAAGCUCGUCGUCUCCGCGUCCAACACUGCCAAGGUGACUCCAGCCCCGGCCUCCGCUACCGAGUCUCUAGUCACCUCAACCUCAAACAUCAGCAGUGAGCAAGUGGCUCUGACUUCUUCGGCGACCGGAAGCGGAUCUGGGUCAUCUGCCGCAUCUGGUACACCUGCUGUAUCUUCGCCUGCGGUGAUUAGGAAUGCUGCACCGGGGAGAGCGGCCGAGCGGUAUACAGCCGCUACCUUGGCUAUGAUGGCUGUGGCAUUUAUGACGGUGUAG